Camellia sinensis is the source of this 516-nucleotide messenger RNA. NCBI's taxonomy places the organism in Eukaryota, Viridiplantae, Streptophyta, Magnoliopsida, Ericales, Theaceae. The record is from RefSeq and is a predicted model, not a curated record.
AUGUCGACUACUUCAAUCUCUGCCAACAUGAACAAUGUUCCAAUGUUAAAUGGAAUGAACUUUAAGGACUGGAAAGAGAACAUAUUGAUUGUUCUCGGCUGCAUGGACAUAGAUUUGGGUGGGAUUCCAGAAGUCUUUCGGGGUGCAAUAACAGAGGAUGUUACCGUUGCCAGUGAAUUUCUUUUGGAAAUUCAAAAGCGUUUUGCUAAAAAUGAUAAGGCUAAAACAAGCACGCUUUUAGCAAGCUUGAUUUCAAUGAAGUAUAAAGGCAAGGGUAAUGUUCGCGAGUACAUCAUGGAGAUGUCUCAUCUUGCUUCAAAACUUAAGGCACUAAAGCUCGACCUAUCUAAUGAUCUGCUUGUGCAUUUAGUUCUCAUCUCUCUUCCUACACAAUUUAACCAAUUUAAGGUGUGGAGAAGUGGCAGUGACUUGAAGAGAGUGUUGGUUUCAGACAACGACGCUGUGCUUGCAAAAAUUAAAACCUCACUACAGUUCGUCGAUCGUUCAAACCUUUAA